AUGCAUGUUACCGCGAGAGGGAUGCGUCCCUGGUGCAUGAUCCACCGCUUCUGCCAUAAAUGUAAAUGUAAUGUAAUGUAAUGUAAUGUCAUCCACGGAGAAACUGGUCCGAUGUGGGACUUACUCAGCCGAACCGGACAGCGCUCGUUUCACUCACUUUCAAGCCUCGCGGCGGGGCUUUUGCUCCAGUGUUUGUGUCUCUAUUUUAUAACUUUACAUUGUCCGGGAUGAGUCUGAUGGCUCUCAGCUGCUGCCUGCCUACUUUCCGUACGUUUCGCAGAGAUUGCGUAGUUCGGUGCUGAUGAAACUUGUUUGGUGGGACUGGUGUAAGGGUGCUGGAGCACCCAUUCGGGAAAGGGCGCAGGACGGGCUGACAACUGCAGGAAAACGCCCUCAAGUCCGCCAGCUGCAGCGCUCGCAUCAGCCUUUGACUGUAUCUCCGCUUUAAAGACCCGAUCCUUUUUGAAACAGGGUUCGGUAUGCCAAACUUUUCAGUCGUAUAAGCUUCUAAACACUUAAUGAAGAAGGCUGUUUUAUCUCAGGCUCAACGCCUUCAAACACGGUCAGACAGUGGGACAGUUUUACCACCUUCAUCACGAAAAUGAAGCUUUUACUGUAAAGUAGUUGCUAAUGUGCAGUCUGCUUGUGUGUACAUAAUAGCUUAUAGUUACUCAAAAAGACUAUCGGCUUUAUAGCGUUCUUUUGGAAAAAGAAAAGGACGUUCUUCCUGAGGGAGGAGAAACUUCACAGGCAGAACGUUCAACUGAAGCCCUGGGUCCCGGUGGCCCUGUAUGAUAACCCUGGUUUUGGAGCGUGGUGAAACAGGCGGACCACAUAGGAUGUGCUAGAGGCUUGGCAGAGUGCGAGCUUGGCUGGAUUUCCAAUAUUCUGGUCUUUUCGGGACUACCGAGAGGGACGCCGCCAUGGGGAGAAAGAAGAUCCAGAUCACCAGGAUUAUGGAUGAGCGCAACAGGCAGGUGACGUUCACGAAGAGGAAGUUCGGCCUGAUGAAGAAGGCCUACGAACUGAGCGUGCUCUGCGACUGUGAGAUCGCCCUCAUCAUCUUCAACAGCUCCAACAAACUCUUCCAGUACGCCAGCACCGACAUGGACAAGGUCCUGCUGAAGUACACAGAGUACAACGAGCCCCACGAGAGCAGGACCAACUCUGACAUCGUGGAGGCCCUGAAUAAAAAGGAGCACAGAGGCUGCGACAGCCCAGACCCGGAUGCCUCCUACGUCCUCACGCCUCACACUGAAGAGAAAUAUAAAAAGAUCAACGAGGAGUUCGACAAUAUGAUGAGGAGUCAUAAGAUGCCCGCCGCCCUGCCCCAGCAGAACUUCUCAAUGCAUGUGGCCGUCCCAGUGACGAACCCCAGCCUGGCCUACAGUCCCGGUGGCUCCUUGGGCGAUGCCGGAAUGCUCUCCCCAACACAGGGUUCUCUUCACAGGAGCGUCAUGUCCCCUGGUGCCCCCUCGAGGCCAUCCAGCACAGGGAGUGCAGGUAGCUUGCUGGUCACCACAGACCUCACAGCUCCCAACGGCACUGGCUCCAGCCCUGUAGGAAAUGGCUUUGUCAGCUCGCGAGGAUCUCCCAGCCUCCAGGGGAGCUCCGGCGGAAACGGCCUAGGGAAGACCAUGCCUGCCAAAUCGCCCCCGCCACCAGGGGGAGCCCUGGGGAUGGGCAGCCGAAAGCCAGAUCUGCGAGUGGUCAUCCCCCCGCCCAACAAGAGUGCCAUGGCACCCCAGAACCCUCAGAGGAUAAGCAGCUCCCAGUCCACGCAGUCCCUGGCCACACCGGUGGUCUCUGUGACCACACCCAGCCUGCCACCUCAGGGCCUGGUGUACUCCGCCAUGCCCACGGCGUACAAUACCGAUUACUCCCUGAGCGGCAGCGAGCUCUCCUCCAUCCAAGGCUUCGGCUCACCCGGGGGCCUGUCCCUGGGCUCCAUGUCGUCAUGGCAGCAGAAUCAGCUGGGUGCGGUGGCACAAGGCGCUCUGACCCACCUGCCUCACGGACCGGGCGGCUCUUCCAGCUCCAGUCAGAGUGUGAGCAUCAAGGCGGAGCCAGCAUCGCCCCCCCGCGACCGCACCACCCUGCCCGCCUUCCUGUCCCAGCCUCACCUGUCCUCACGCCAGGAAAUGGGCCGCUCACCUGCCGACAGCCUGAGCUCCUCUUGCAGCUCCUAUGACGGGAGCGACCGCGAAGACCCUCCCCGCGCUGACUUCCACCCCCCCCUGGGGCUGGGUCGGCCAGGAGCGGGAGCAGAGGAUCAGGAGGGUCCAUCUGUCAAACGCAUGCGUGUCGAUGCCUGGGUAACAUAGGUCAGCCCAGUAUUCUUCAUCAUCAUCUUCAUCAUCAUUAUUAUUCAUUUUUUAUAUCAUUUUUGCGGGUGGGAAAUGUUCAUCCAAAUGCGUCCAAGUAUCUUUAACACAUUAAAAAGAUGAGUCAGGCAACACGCAUAGAUUCAAACAGGAAUCAUCAGGUACUCCAGGCCAAUUUGCUGCCAGGUUCACACCAGUCCAGUCUUUAGGGGUGUGUCUACGGAAUAUAUUAAUACUCGUAGUCACUGGUCCAGUCCAGCACUUGUACAGAAUACUAUUUUCACAAGAAUAAUAGGAAGUAAAAUGUCGCCCUCUGGUGGACGGGUCUUGCUUGCAGCACCAGCUACGCUGAUUACAAGUUACAUGUUUUUGCCCCCCCCCUAAUCCCGAUUGCCUUGGAAAUUGCGGAUACGUCUUGCUAGCUGUCCGAGAAUCAGGUUGUGAGUUCGGGGGCUAUACGAAAUCUCUCAUGCAGCCCAUCAGGCUAAAGAGCAGCACGCGAUGAACUUGGAUUUAAAAGAUGAUCGUAAAUAUCAGUUUAGCUUUUUAUUUCAAUUGUUAAAGCAAUUAAAUUGAAUGAAACAAAAAAAAUCAUUUACCAUGAAAAAUAAUUAUGUUUGUGAAAAGUUUUUAGUUUAUUUGUUGUUAUUUUUAUUUCGCUUAAUGCAAAAACACAGACAUGCAAGCAAGACCUAGAAAUGGUAACUAAAGCCAUGAACACUCGUUGUUCUGUUUGUAAAUUAGAUUUCGAGCCAAAUUUUUGUCUUUGUUUUGUAUAUAGUAACUUUAAUAUAUAUAUCACAUUGGAGUAAGUACGUAUGUACUGUACCGUCACCAGAUUUAAGGAAAGAAGUAUAUUUUUGUGGAUUACCGCCGAGUUUACAGGGCGAAGUCCUUACUAAUAAUUAGGUUAUUCACUGGUUAAUAUUUACUAUUUUGUUAAAUAUGUUGUACUUCUAAAUGAUUAUUGUGAAUAACCCAUGUUUUUUCCGGAGUCUACUUUCCGGGUUUAAUUAGUGGUGAACGUUUGUCCUAAGAUAUUAGUAAUGACAGUGCUGUACGAUUAAACUUCACUGUAUCUUUUUGUGAAGGAGAAUUGUAAUGUUUUUGAAGUAUAAUUCCAGCAGAAACUGAGGAAUCUACUUAUAAUCCCAACGCGAAGGAUUGACCUACAGUUGCGCACUAUGCUGUCUGAUUUCCAUGUGAAAUGUCAUAGAAAUAUAUCCUACCUAAAUGGAAUUUAAAACGAAUAUCAAGGACACCAAUAAAACAUUUAUUGUGAGUUGA
Brienomyrus brachyistius is the source of this 3611-nucleotide messenger RNA. Its product is annotated as myocyte-specific enhancer factor 2A-like. Gene Ontology annotation, molecular function: RNA polymerase II cis-regulatory region sequence-specific DNA binding; DNA-binding transcription factor activity, RNA polymerase II-specific; histone deacetylase binding. The transcript has 11 exons. Gene Ontology annotation, biological process: cell differentiation; positive regulation of transcription by RNA polymerase II; heart development. The coding region runs from base 924 to 2324 and encodes 466 amino acids. The record is from RefSeq and is a predicted model, not a curated record. Lineage: Eukaryota; Metazoa; Chordata; Actinopteri; Osteoglossiformes; Mormyridae.